CCUGAUUUGAUUCGGUAAAGUACAAAUAUAUAGUUGUGUACAGUUUACCGAGUGUAACACAUGAAAGCACAUUCUGUUUUUCAGUAAAUUCAGUGUUGAAACAAGUCCAUCACACUAUAAGGAGAGCAAGAACAAAAGGAAAGAAAAGAUUGGGUAAAUUCUCACCUCUGUUCCACAAAACUGCCAAAAAUGUCUGUAGAACCAGACCUAAGUGACCUGCCCUUACCAAAGCACCAAUAGACUUUCUUGAGGGAUCUAGUGGAUGGCCCCAGCCUGUUUGUGUCGCAGAUCCCAGCUUGUCUGCAGCUUCGCUCAGUCACAAAAGGACUAAUGCAAUAUUCUGAAGCAAUGAAGUUUGAAAACUACAGACAUGCUGCACAUGUGUGUCUGUGGGCACCGCAGGAAGGUAGUUCAAGAUUUGGACAACUGCGGGCAGCUGUCAUGAUGCAGUUAAGGUUUGAUGGAACAUUUGGGUUUCCUGGUGGCUUGAUGAACAAAGGAGAGGAUGUAGUAACAGGUCUCAACCGAGAGGUGAGUGAAGAGAUUGGAUGGGACUCGACUGCCCACCCCAUCACCUUGAAGGACUACUUCAGUACUCAGGUAAUUGAUGGGCGAAACCUAGUGCUGCACUUCUUCAUCAAGCAACUGACACUUGAACAGUUCUCAGCUGUAGAGAAAGGCUGUCCUCUGAGUAAAGACUAUGGUGAUGAGGUGAUGGGCAGUGUACGGGUGCCUCUCUAUACUAUGGCCAACAUGUAUAAUGGGCUGCCAGCUUUCAUAAAUAACAAGUUUGUUGGUUCAGCCAAGCAACAGCUACUACUUGCACUCCACCAUGUUAAGUUAUUCACUGAGGAAGAAAUCAAUGAAGUGAUUCUUAAAAGCCAGAAUCUAAAACUGAGUUCCAAACAGUUUUAAAGUGUUGAAUGUACUGUUUUUUUUUAAAUUUAUUUAUGCAACAAGGUAUGAUAUAUGGGCAUGACCGCCCAUAUGUAUUUUUCCCCAUAGGUUAUUAAGUUCGCCAUUUGCGCAUUCGCCAAUUGCGCACCUUCAGACCGCCCAUAUGUGCGCAAAUGGUGAGGUUAUACUGACAAUGCAAGAACAAUCUAUAUAUCUAUCUGUAUCGCCGACACCCUGUUCCCUCAGGAACUUCCCUCCAUGGGCAGCCAUGGCAGAAGUUUCUCCAUCUCUCCCUGUACUGGCACUCUCUCAGCAAACUCAGUCUUGUUACUUCCAACUCUCACUCCAAUAUUUACUCACCCUAUUGAUCCACUUCACAGGUGGUCUUUUCCUGACACACCCUUCCUCAAUCCUUUCCUCACACACUCUUCACAAAUUAAUUUUCAUACAUUCUCAUCACGUGUCCAAAUCAUCUCAGUGUACCACGCUUCACCCAUUCGACCACUCCACAAUUCACUCCCUUUGCUGUCAUACCCAUACCAAACCUCUCAUAGAAGCUCUCAUUACUUUCUCCAUCCCAUCCUGAAACACCACAUUCACCUCUUAUAUAACUCAUUUCCACUGCACAUAUUCUUGAUUGAAGUGCUGCAUUCCAUGUCCUCAGCUUUGAUGCACAUGACAGAGUUGGCAGGAUAAUAUUAUUCCCUAAGCCCCUCUUUACCUUCAUGCUCACACUUCCUCCACUCAACUUUUUCCAAUUCACUUACUACCACGGCCUGAUCACAUGUUGGACUUGUAAUUGCCAGCAGGUACCCUCCCGACAUGAGCAAGUGCAGUUUAUCGUCAAUCUAUGGGUACUGCCAGGACCUCACACACCACACACCCCAUCCCCCUCAGUCAGUGGAAAAAAUCCAGCCUGAGCGGGCUUGAACCGCCGCCCCGUCAGGCCGUGAAGCCUGGCAGUGCAGCGCUCUAACCAUCUGCGCUCUUUCCUCUUUCCUUCACCUCACCUUCCAUACUUCCAUGCUUACACAAAACCACCCCCAAAUAUUUAAACUCAGUCACCUCCUCCAUUCUCUCUUCCCCCACCCAUAUCCUUCACUUCAUUGUGCUCUUUGCUCUAAUUCUAUUCAGCUUUGCAAAAUCAAUGGUCUACUUUCUUGUCCUCUAAAUACCAUAACCUUACUCUUUCCAAUAUUCACUUUAAGUUUUCUUCUCUUACUCACCCUGUCAAACUCAUCCACUAUCCUCUGUAGCAUUCUCUCAUUCUCUGCAAACAAGACUAUUGUCUGCAAACAGGACUGACAUCAAUGACUCCCCUGUACCUUUCACUUUCAGUCUUGGACCUAGCUCCCCCACUCUGUCCUUCAUUUUUCUCAACAACCAACAAGCCUUCAGCUUCGUUCCUCUGGUUUGUUAUCUUACUAUCAAGUGUGCUUCUUAGUUGUUGGGGUUAAGCAUCACAAAGGUUAAAUUAUGAAAUAUAUUAUCUUAGUGAUUGGUGUUAAGCAGCACAAAGGUUAAAUUAUCAUGAAGUUUAUUCACAUUCACUUUAGUAAUUCUGUUGGUAAUGGUAGCGAGCUUUACUGAAGUUAAUUAACAACAUUAUUUACAACUCAUCGUUCUGUUGGUAGCAUGUAACCGAGCUUAACUGGAGUUAGUUAACAAUACUAAUUACAACUCACCAUUUUGUUUACCAUGUAAGGGCAUACUCAUCACAGAUCAUGUCAUUAUAAAAAUAUAUAUAUAGUGCACUGGCCAUA
Eriocheir sinensis (Chinese mitten crab) is the source of this 2660-nucleotide messenger RNA. Its product is annotated as U8 snoRNA-decapping enzyme-like. The record is from RefSeq and is a predicted model, not a curated record. Gene Ontology annotation, molecular function: phosphodiesterase decapping endonuclease activity; snoRNA binding. The transcript is spliced from 7 exons. Gene Ontology annotation, cellular component: nucleus. NCBI's taxonomy places the organism in Eukaryota, Metazoa, Arthropoda, Malacostraca, Decapoda, Varunidae. Gene Ontology annotation, biological process: sno(s)RNA catabolic process; mRNA catabolic process. Bases 331 to 915 code for a protein of 194 amino acids.